CCAGGGGCCGCUGUGGGCGGCGGCGGCGUUAGCGGCCGGCGGCGGGAGCGGCUCUCGGGCCCGGCUGCGAGCCCUGCCCGGCCCUGCCCGGCCCUCGCGGGGCCCUUUGGGGCGACCCCCGGCCGCUCUGCGGGGCGGAGCGGGGCGCUGAGGGGAGCCAUGUCCGCGCCUGCCGGGCUGCCGCCGCGGCCGCCCGCCGCCAUGUACCCGGCCGGGCCCGCAGCUUCCCGGGAGGCCGCGGCGGCCGAGGGCGGCGCUCCGCGCUGCCACAACGGUCCUGUGCAGAGUCCGAUGCAGUUCCCUGCUGGCUAUGGCUCGCAUCCUCCAAACUACAGUGCUCCCUCAGGACACUAUUCCCAAGUGCCCAAUAAAGCUGUUUCUCCACACGUGGAUAAUCAGUACAGAGCUAGUUACCACUCCAGCUACUAUUCAGCACCAGCACAAAAUGUCAUGGCCCCUUCGGUGGGUCCCAACGUGUUGAAUACCCGGGAAUCGCAGCAGUUCUACAACAAACCUCCCCAUGCAGCGGGGCCGGCUGAAGGACCUGUGCAAGGAGCAAUACCACCUGCACCCUACUUGCAUACGAGUGCUCCACAGUCAUAUUCAGCGUUUGGUAAUCACUACAGCACUUCUGUCAGCUCUUCAGUGGCAUCUCAGGGAUUUCCCCUUAAUUCUGACCAUUACGCUAUGCCCGUGGUUUCUAGUGCCGUGUACCCUAACGUUUCCUAUCCUCCUGCAGCUACUGGCAGCAUGUAUGGGCAGGCGUUUACUUCUCAGAGCCUACCUGCUGCCGGACAGUUCAAAGAGACAAAUAUGUUGUCUAGCCCGAGUACAUCAGUACCUCAUUCGCUUCAACAGCAUGUUCCUGUGGGAUAUAACUCAACGUUAUCGACCGUUUCAUCUGCUCAGCCCGUUCAAGACAACCUCAGCAGGAAUCUCACUGGAUCAGUUGCUAAAGUAAACAACCAAAUAAAUACAGGUGGCGUUGAUUCUGUACAGCCUGUGCACUCCGCAAGCCAGGGCGUUCAGUUCACCAAGCCUGGGGUGGGAACAUCUGCUUCCCCUGCUGUGAUCUCCUCAGCAAGGACAUCUGCUUCAGGACUUGCUUCACAGCCACGAUCGUCCCCCUCUGUCACACAGCCACCUGAGUCAGCUCUUCAGGAAGGCAUGCAGUAUGGUGGAUAUGUUAAUAAUCAAGCUAGCUCUGCACCAGCUCCCUUGUCAUCAAGUUCAGAUGAUGAGGAAGAGGAUGAGGAGGAUGAGGAAGCAGCAAUUGAUAGUUCUUCUACUACUAGCAGUGCCUCUCCUGUUCUGAACAAUUAUGAUGCCCUGGAAGGAGGUGGCUAUCCAGAGACACGUUCUGUGACCAGCAGCCCAGUUCCUGCUCCACCAACCCCCCAGACAUCAAAAACUUCCAAGCCCUUUGGUUAUGGAUAUCCAGCACUGCAGCCUGGCUACCAAAAUACAGCGUCACCUACUCCUGUGCAGCAGCCCAGUAAUCCAGGCCACCAUCCUGGCUUUCAGCAUUAUCCACAGCAAUAUCCAGGUGUGAACCAGCUGUCCUCUUCCUUAGGAGGGUUAAGUCUACAGCAUUCUCAGCAGCCAGAAGGCUUGAGACCAGUAAACCUUACACAAGACAGGAAUAUUUUGCCUGUAUCUUCAGUUCCAGCUCCUGUGCCUAACUUGAAUUCUGAUCUUAGGAAAUUAAACUGCAGUCCAGAUUCAUUUCGAUGUACGCUGACAAAUAUUCCACAGACACAGGCUUUAUUAAACAAAGCUAAGCUUCCAUUGGGUUUGUUGCUACAUCCCUUCAGAGACUUAACGCAAUUACCAGUAAUAACAUCAAGCACGAUAGUGAGAUGCAGAUCCUGCAGGACAUAUAUCAACCCUUUUGUUUCUUUCAUUGAUCAAAGGAGGUGGAAAUGCAAUCUGUGCUACAGAGUUAAUGAUGUUCCUGAAGAAUUUAUGUAUAAUCCUCUGACACGAUCUUAUGGAGAGCCGCACAAACGUCCAGAGGUCCAAAAUUCUACAGUGGAAUUCAUUGCUUCCUCUGACUACAUGCUUCGUCCUCCUCAGCCUGCGGUAUAUUUAUUUGUUUUAGAUGUCUCUCAUAAUGCAGUGGAGGCUGGAUAUUUGACAAUACUCUGCAAUUCAUUGCUGGAAAACCUAGACAAGCUGCCUGGAGACUCAAGAACGAGAAUAGGGUUCAUAACAUUUGACAGCACUGUUCAUUUUUACAACUUGCAAGAAGGUUUAUCUCAGCCUCAGAUGCUGAUUGUUUCAGAUAUUGAUGAUAUUUUCCUUCCUACACCAGAUGCUUUACUUGUAAAUCUCCAUGAAAGCAAAGAGCUGAUAAAAGAUCUGCUGAAUGCAUUCCCAAAUAUGUUCACCAAUACACGAGAAACCCACAGCGCUUUGGGCCCUGCUCUUCAGGCUGCAUUUAAACUGAUGUCUCCAACUGGAGGUCGGAUAUCUGUGUUUCAAACACAGUUACCAUCCUUGGGUGCAGGGCUUUUGCAUUCCAGAGAAGAUCCCAAUCAAAGGUCAAGCACAAAGGUGGUCCAACAUCUUGGUCCAGCUACAGAUUUUUAUAAGAAGUUGGCAUUGGACUGUUCAGGCCAACAGAUUGCUGUGGAUUUGUUUCUCUUAAGUUCGCAAUAUUCUGAUCUAGCUUCUCUUGCUUGCAUGUCCAAAUACUCUGCUGGGUGCAUCUAUUAUUAUCCAUCUUUUCAUCAUAUCCAUAAUCCUGCUCAGGCUGAGAAGUUGCAAAAAGACCUUAAAAGAUACCUUACGAGGAAGAUUGGUUUUGAGGCAGUUAUGCGCAUAAGAUGCACAAAAGGUCUUUCUAUCCACACUUUUCAUGGGAACUUUUUUGUACGAUCUACUGAUUUAUUAUCCCUUGCCAAUGUCAAUCCUGAUGCUGGAUUUGCAGUACAAAUGUCCAUUGAGGAAAGUCUCGCUGACACAUCCUUGGUUUGUUUUCAAACAGCUCUUUUGUAUACUUCCAGCAAAGGUGAACGCCGAAUUCGAGUGCACACACUUUGCUUGCCUGUAGUAAAUUCGUUGGCUGAUGUAUAUGCAGGAGCAGAUGUACAAGCAGUUGUAUGCCUCUUAGCAAACAUGGCGGUGGAUCGCUCAGUUUCAUCUAGUCUUGCAGAUGCAAGAGAUGCCUUAGUUAAUGCUGUGGUAGACUCUUUGUCAGCGUACAUGUCAACUGCCUCAAAUCUGCAGCAGUCCAUGCUGAUAGCACCAAAUUCCCUCAAGCUGUUUCCAUUGUAUGUUUUGGCUCUUCUCAAACAGAAAGCCUUUAGAACAGGCACUAGUACACGUUUGGAUGAUCGUGUGUAUGCGAUGUGCCAGAUUAAGAGUCAGCCUCUCAUUCACUUGAUGAAAAUGAUACAUCCCAACUUGUACAGAAUAGACAAGCUAACUGAGGAGAGUACAAUACAUGUAAAUGACAGAGUUGUUCCUCAGCCUCCUCUUCAGAAGCUAUCUGCAGAGAAGUUGACAAGAGAAGGAGCUUUUCUUAUGGAUUGUGGUUCAGCUUUUUAUAUUUGGAUUGGAAAAAACUGUGAUAACAACUUCAUAAAAGAUGUCCUUGGAUACCCAAACUAUGCGUCAGUACCACAGAAAAUGACACAGCUUCCUGAGGUAGUUGCACUUUCUUCAGAAAGGACGCGGUCUUUCAUAGCCUGGCUGAGGGACAAUAGACCUUUAAGCCCAGUUCUUCAAGUAAUAAAAGAUGAGAAUCCUGCCAAGACAGAGUUUUUUCAGCAUUUAAUUGAAGAUCGGACAGAAGCAGCUUUCUCUUAUUAUGAAUUCUUACUUCAUAUUCAACAGCAGAUUUGUAAAUGAGCAAGGAGUAAACUAGAAGAAGAAUCAUGACUCCAGAUAGAAGCAUUGGCUGAGAGAAGUAUAUGGAAAGUUACAAAAGUCGAUGUUUGUUCUUCACAAUAUACAGUAAUCGGCGCUGGUUGGGAAACUUUACAGCUAAAGGAGGAGAUGUAUACAUUUCCAGAAGAGUUUUGCAGAUUUACUUCAGUCUAAAAGUGCUAGGGAUGAUGAAGCUGUUUUCAGUAGUAAACUUUAAAUUGGUUUAUCCACGUUUCCAGUAGUGCAGCGGUAUGGUGCUCUGUUUAUUGCAAGCUGGUGAUUCUAUGUAGCUAUGUGGGAUGAUAUUUCUUACUGAAAUGUACAAUUAGGUAAAGCCUUUUUUUCUUACGUUUGUUAUGGUAGCCCUUCAAGAUUCAAAUUCUUAACAGACACGUCAAAGGGCAGUGCUGUAUGUUGGUUGUUUAUAUGAAUUUCUUCUUAAAAGGAAUGAUUCAUAUUUAGUAAAGACUUCAGCAAAUUCCCUUUGAAAGUUGUAGAAUUUCACUAAAGUAAAUGAAUUGUAGAAAUAAAAUAUAUAAUGUACAUAAGUAUUACAUUUGUAAAGAAAAUGUAAAAAUGUAACUAAAAAAAAAAAAAGAGACUUAGCUCAGUGUGCUGAAUUGUUGAGUGCUCAAUGAUGAAUUGUUUCAGUCCCAAGCUAGACAGUGAAGUUGACUAUUAAAACAUGCUUAAAAAAAUCCAUGUAGAAGGAACACAGCUUCUUGUUCUGUUUAAUUUGUAGGUGGAUUUAUUUAUGAUUGGCUCACUAAUUAAAAAUAUUUUGCUUUAUCAUGUGUUUUUAUAUUUAUGCAAAUACUAUCUUUUUGCAACUGAACUAUAUAUUGAAGAGAACAUGUUUACCACUUCAUUUUGCAAACCUCUGGAAGGGAGGAAAAAAUGUUGCACUCUCUGAAAUGAGCUAUCAAUACAAUACAAUAGUUAAAGUUCCUAGAACCCUCCUUAUGUAUUAUCCUAAAGAAGACAUAUCUGCUAACCUUAUUUUACAUUUUGUAAACUGCUGUAGUCUUGGUCCAGGUUUUCUGUAACUUUUGUCUGCUGUUUAGAGUAAGCAUGGGUAAUCACUCAAUCUAACUUGACGAUAUGAUUUCUGCUGUGAUCUGAAGGGGGGGGGGAAAAAGGUGAAGAGGGGUGUAAAAAUGAAUUAGCUUGCAACAAGGGAAGUAAAGGCUUUAAAAUACAAAAUUUCAAAAUGCGGUCACACAUUCACGUUCGUACAUCUUUCCAAAACCUUGUUCUUGGUAAUGUUUUGGUAACUUAAUUGUGAAGUUUCAGAUGGAUUUAGCUCAGACUUUGAAACUUUGUUGUGAAAUUGGGAUGGUUUUGUUUCUUUUUUUUUUUUUUUUUGAAGCACAUUAGAAGUAAUUAACAAAUUAUAGUCACUCAUACAUAGUACUUUCUGUUCGUUUGUUUGAUGAAAUAUAACUAAAAUGAUUAAAUACCAAAAAGUAAAUAAUAAUUAGUAUGAUUACAUUUUAUUUUAAGGUAGUCUUGAGAAUGUUACCGUGUUGCGUAACUGCCAUAUCCCCUGAAAAUAGAACUUGAAUAGUGGAGAAAAAAUGUUCUAGCUAUGGUUUGCAAAUGCUUUAAAAAAGUUACCCUAGUUAAAUUGUUCAAGUGAUGUUAGUCUGCAUGUUAGCAUCAACUCCUUGUUUGGGGAAAAUAUGAUUUACAUGUGUGUUGUCCUUAACUAAAUGUCUUUAAGUUACCUAAAAGAAACUUACCUAAAAGAAAUUACUUGAGAUAUUUUUUUUCCAUUUAGUAAAUUGUCAUGUAAUAAAUGUCUGAGGUGAUGUUGAAUCUUGUCCCUAAAUCAGACCACCAGGAUUUUGGUACUGAUAUGCUUGUUCGUAGAUGGCUUCACGGUGGGUGAAAGCUACACACUGCUGAAGACUGGGGCAUUUCCAAAAUUAUUUGUAAUUGCAAAGAUGAGAAGAGCAUGUUACAAUUUAAGUGCCCCAUGACUUGUGAGCUUGGUAUUGAAUACCUAGGAACAUCCUAUUCCAUGAUUAAUUGCAAUGUGUUCUGUAAAACCAUUAUUUAAAGCUUUAUUCUUCUAUCAUUUUUUGUAUAUGAAAAAUUAUAACAAGUACAGCAAGAGCUAUUUGUUCAGUAAAACCCUAACACGGCACAGAAUCUAGGGGUUUUGUUGUUGUUGUGACUUAUUUAAAUUAGUUAGUGGAGCACAUGUACUUCCUGACGGAUCUUUGUUUUCAAAUUCAAGACAACAGUCCCACAGAAAUAUUUUGAAUUGAAACAUCUUUGGAUUUAGCACGUUGAUUUUAGUGUUUUGAACAAUAGAGUAUCUGUAGGUAUGGAAGUAGCAUCUGAAAGAUGGCUUCACUUACAAUGGCUUGGAUCACACCACUGUACUGAAGGCUGCGUGCCAGAAAAUGAAUCCCCGUGAAGACUCACACUGUGAAACUUGAAAGAUUUUUGCCCACCGGAUAAUAUUUUGGUGAGGAGAUAAGAGGUAAGCUUUUGUAUCUUUUUAAAGUGUUGAACUAUCCCUUGAGGUUCUCUGACUGUUUUAGGGAUUGAUUUUUUUUUUUUUCCCCAAAAAGCUUUCAACUCUGUCGUAUGAAUCACGCCUGUUUCAUGAGAAGUUCAAAAUCAGCUAGGAGACAGAUACACGAGCCCUGGUUAAGUAAGUCUUUUGGGGAAUUGAUUCAAAUUCUCUACAUUUUAAAUACAGCUGGCAUCCCUUUCCAUUUCUUAGUUCUAAAAGCCACAUUGUUUACAUCUUUUAACGUCAAAGGAAUAUGUGAACUGCUGAUGGAGAAAUUACAGUCCAGGAGGCUCUUAGAGUAGUAAAGACAUGUAAUGUAGCUCCCGGAGAACUAGUAAUAAACAUAAUUGUGUAUUAAACUUUCACACAUAUCAGAAAUAAGCCUAUUUGUUAAUUUUGAUGUAGAGCUUCAUAUCUCUGGAAAAAAAAAAAAUGAGUGGGCGCAGUUGACUUUGGCUUUCUGUACAUUUUGACAGAUACUGAAAAGAUGUUUUUCAGUCAUUAGUGGUGGUGUUUUUUUAACAAGCCAAAAUGAACUGCCAGUAAUCCUGACAGUCAAAAGCUCUUUAGUAAUUUCAAAUAUGAAAUAUUACUUUGGUGUUGACCCCAAAUACAUUUCAAGAACUCCAU
Anas platyrhynchos (mallard) is the source of this 7030-nucleotide messenger RNA. It is a transcript of the gene SEC24B, whose product is annotated as SEC24 homolog B, COPII coat complex component. Gene Ontology annotation, molecular function: zinc ion binding; SNARE binding. Gene Ontology annotation, biological process: intracellular protein transport; COPII-coated vesicle cargo loading; endoplasmic reticulum to Golgi vesicle-mediated transport. Gene Ontology annotation, cellular component: COPII vesicle coat; endoplasmic reticulum exit site. Lineage: Eukaryota; Metazoa; Chordata; Aves; Anseriformes; Anatidae. The record is from RefSeq and is a predicted model, not a curated record.